AUGGCAGCUGUGAGAUCUCUCCUGGGCAAAACCGCCAUCGUCACAGGCUCCUCCUCAGGGAACGGACGCGCCAUAGCACUCACCCUGGCCAAGGCUGGGGCCAACGUUGUAUGCUCUGAUCUGACCCCCAACCCACGAUCAGAAGGAUACGAAGAGGAUGGCCAACAUCAGACGCAUCAGCUCAUUGCAUCGCGGAUCGGAAAAGACGGAGGCAGCAACAACACGAUCUUCCAGGCCUGUGACGUACAGUAUCCAAAGCAAAUCAGUGACUUGAUCAAACGAACUACAUCGGAGUUUGGCCGCUUGGAUAUCAUGGUUAACAAUGCUGGCAUUUUGGCACAUCUGGGCACAAUCGUCGAUUCUACCGAGGACGACUACGACCGCACGAUGGCGGUUAAUGUCAAGGGGACGUACUUUGGAUGCAAGUACGCGAUUGAGCAGUUCAUCGCUCAAAAGAAGUUUGACUCAUCGUCGCAUUCAAUCGGGAAGAUUGUGAACUUCUCGUCGAUUGGUGGUGUCAUAGGGCUGAAAGAGGAGCCGGCGUACUGUGCAUCUAAGGGAGCAGUGGUCAAUCUAACGAAACAGCUGGCGGUCGACUUUGGAAAGAAAGGCGUUAAUGUGAAUGCAAUCUGUCCCGGAUUCUUGCAGACGGCAAUGGUCCGUCCUUUCCUGGACGACCCAGAACGGAAGAAGUUUCUUGACGAAGUCACACCGUGGCCGACUCUAGGGGUUGCACAGGAUGUAGCCAAUGCAACCCUGUGGUUGUCAAACCCAGAGAGUGAUUAUGUGACAGGAUCAGCGUUGACAAUCGACGGCGGAUACACUGCUAGGUAG
This is a messenger RNA of Talaromyces rugulosus, 834 nucleotides long. RefSeq lists its product as uncharacterized. Bases 1 to 834 code for a protein of 277 amino acids. The transcript has a single exon. The record is from RefSeq and is a predicted model, not a curated record. Gene Ontology annotation, molecular function: oxidoreductase activity, acting on the CH-OH group of donors, NAD or NADP as acceptor. NCBI's taxonomy places the organism in Eukaryota, Fungi, Ascomycota, Eurotiomycetes, Eurotiales, Trichocomaceae.